ACACGAUUUACCUUCAGAUCAGUUAAGUUCUGUUGGUGUAGUUGAGUGUAUCAACGGUUUUCCCAGUGCCUUUUUCCAGUGAUUAUUUUUAAAAUAUGGCCGAUCAAGUAGCUGAAAAUGGACAUGCAGAGAACGGUGAUGUUCCCGAAAUCGAGCUAAUCAUUCGAGCAUCGACUAUUGAUGGCAGGCGCAAGGGAGCAUGCCUGUUCUGUCAGGAAUACUUCAUGGAAUUGUACCUGCUGGCAGAACUCAAAACAAUCAGCCUCAAAGUAACUACCGUAGAUAUGCAGAAACCACCCCCUGAUUUCCGUACGAAUUUCGAGGCAACUCCACCUCCUAUUCUAAUAGAUAGAGGCAUGGCCAUCUUGGAGAAUGAAAAAAUCGAAAGGCACAUUAUGAAGAAUGUCCCCGGAGGACAUAACCUUUUUGUCCAGGACAAAGAAGUGGCAACUCUCAUUGAAAAUCUUUACACCAAAUUUAAAAUGUAUGUCCGAAAGUUUGAGUCGCCAGACACCACAGAAUGCAGACAACCUCUUCUUUCCCAUCUUGAACGAAUCAAUGACUUUUUGGCAAAGAGGGGUACUCGCUUCUUGACAGGAGAUACCAUGUCCUGCUUCGACUGCGAAUUAAUGCCCAGAUUGCAACAUAUCCGUAUCGGGGCCAAGGCUUUCCGCAAAUUCGAAAUUCCAACAAGAUUCACUGCACUCUGGACUUACAUGGCAAAUAUGUACGAGCUAGAGGCAUUCAUUCAGAGUUGCCCCGCUGAUCAAGAUAUAAUUAGUCACAUCAAAAAUCAGUUAGGAUUGAGAACAACAGCCAGGAUAGAGCUCGAAACUCCGGUAUACACUACUGCCAUUCCUGUACUUUCAGAAUCAUAAGAACGUUCAUUAUUAAACUGCUUUUUAUAGUGCAGUGAGUAGUGAUUGAGGUGGGCGACUAAAUUUAAAUUCAGCAGAAAACUUGCUUGAGGCUUUAUCGAACAGCAUUGUUUGUAGUUAUACAUUCAAAAAUUCGUUCCAUAUUAGCUGAACUUUAAUAGGGACAAAUUUAUAGAUUUCAAAAGCAGUU
Molecule: messenger RNA, 1068 nt
Organism: Anoplophora glabripennis (Asian longhorned beetle)
Lineage: Eukaryota; Metazoa; Arthropoda; Insecta; Coleoptera; Cerambycidae
Gene: Clic
Product: chloride intracellular channel exc-4
Exons: 3
Coding region: 96-878 (260 amino acids)
Biological process (GO): chloride transport
Cellular component (GO): cytoplasm; apical plasma membrane
Molecular function (GO): chloride channel activity
Source: RefSeq, a predicted model, not a curated record